Molecule: messenger RNA, 1638 nt
Organism: Saccostrea echinata
Lineage: Eukaryota; Metazoa; Mollusca; Bivalvia; Ostreida; Ostreidae
Exons: 5
Coding region: 37-1638 (533 amino acids)
Source: RefSeq, a predicted model, not a curated record
GAUGACCGGGAUCAUAGAUGAAUAUACCCAAAGAUCAUGGCGGUCAUUUUAGUUUCUACUAUCGUAUUUUUCUCGCUCUUUUGUGGUGUUUAUUUACUUCCGGUCGAGAGCUGCCCUAUGUAUGGUUGUCGUCCGUCGGGAACUUUCUCGUAUGUUCUAGAUAUUACUUCUAAUGUAUCGUUAGCUUGGCCCAAGAGUUUUGUACAAGGACCGUAUUUAAAUUCACUCGGUUGUGCAGCAAACGAUGUCAAUAUUGUAUGUCAAGCUAAUGGAUUGCGAGAUGAGGGAUAUGUGACCUUGAUUCCAGACAAUGGUACAGUAGCCUGGUAUGGAGACAUUCUGCGGCGGCCAACAUUGCCUAUCAUGGACAUUUAUGGUGACGUCAUUGGAACGGAUGGACAUAAUUUAGUGAUGUUCGAUUCAGAUGGAAAAAUAGAGAAACCGCUGAUCAAUCUUGGAGAGAGUUUGUUUCCUACGUACAGUUUAACACUUUCCGAAGAAAACGGCAUCAUAGCUAUUGUUUCACGACAGGGGUUGCUGAUUACCAAAGAAUCAAACGGCAUACCUCAUGCCUCCAUGGAUUUUCGUGCAGAAGAGGAGAGAACCAACGGAACUUUUAUACCAGUGGCACCACCUGUUGUUUCAGGGCAUCGGAUUUACAUCCUUACAGAGUUCCGUCCAGAUUAUAGUAUACAUCAGCCCGAUAUCCUUGGAAUGCAGCGUUUGUUUGCAAUUGACAUGAAAAACGUGAUGAUGGGUCGGCUAGAAACAGCCUGGGUUUUUAACUUUGAAAGACUUGAUAGAUUGGGUCCGCUUGUCGGCGAAUAUCAACAAAACAAGCAGGAUGCACGAAAUGAAAAUCAGGAGGAGGUUGGAUUUGGUGUUGCCCCACAAAUUUUGAAAAACACAGACACAGAUAUGAUCUACGUAAACUUACCCCCACCAGAGGGCGUGACAAAUGCUGUACAUCUCCUUUGGGGCUUCAAGGAUGUAUCAAAUGGGACAGAUCCUGAUCUUAUAUUUAAAAUUCCACAACCAUUGUCAAAAAUUGCUAUGUUCGAAUCCAAUAGUGGACCAGUUGUUGAUAAAAGAAAAAACAAAAUUUCCGGGAAAACUUACAAACCUUUAACACAGAGAAGAAAAAUAAAUAACGCCUCAUUAUGGGGUGUUUCAGUGAAUGGAAAACUAAUUCUUCAGCUUAACUCAAAUGAUGGAACUGUGAAAAAUCAAAUAAACCUUGAUUCUGCGCUAAAUAUGACGUCAUCAGUUGUUACAUCUAAGAUAAUGGUAGCUCGAUCCUCAGACAGUUCGGAGGAUAUUCUCAUAUUCGGAGUGCAGAUAACACCUCCUAAAACUGGCGAUGGGUCAAAAGGAUUCCGAAAGUUGAAAGGCAAAAAUACAGCUAAGGAUUCUCCAAAGAAUUACGUAGUAAGUUUCAGAGAAAACAAAGUCAACUGGGUCUUUGAAACUCCAAAUAACCGAGAAGUAAAGGGGCAAAUAGCUGGAGUGCAACGCUCCUCUGUCGACGGAUCCGACUUACUGGUCGUGUUUACUAGCGAUUCCGAAGAGUCGGAAGUAUUUGCUCUGAAGUUUGAUAGGGUCUUGGAAACUCCAAAUAAGCUAAGAGUGGGGGAAUAA